This is a messenger RNA of Pseudoliparis swirei, 1631 nucleotides long. RefSeq names its product zona pellucida sperm-binding protein 3-like. The transcript has 11 exons. NCBI's taxonomy places the organism in Eukaryota, Metazoa, Chordata, Actinopteri, Perciformes, Liparidae. The coding region runs from base 1 to 1578 and encodes 525 amino acids. Gene Ontology annotation, molecular function: acrosin binding. Gene Ontology annotation, cellular component: extracellular matrix. The record is from RefSeq and is a predicted model, not a curated record. Gene Ontology annotation, biological process: binding of sperm to zona pellucida; egg coat formation; positive regulation of acrosome reaction.
AUGGGUUUCAGAGAGGUUGUUUUGUUCGGAUGUGUGCUUCUCCUCUCAGGUGGAACUCCCGGUGCCGCCACGGCAAACUGGUUCAACAUGAGCACCGUAGAAACGCCGAACCGAAUCCCACAGGAGCACGGAACGCCGAGCUUACAGCCGCCGGCAUCGAGCCCGGGCUCCAACUGGACCGAGCACGACAGCCCGCGCCGCUCCCCCGUCACCUACCGGCUUAAGGUCCACCAGCUCCGGACGCCGGCGCCGCUCGAGGACCAGAUGCUCCCGUCUCAAAGCCCGCAGUGGUGGGAGGCCGACGUGCCGGAGCAGCUGGAGCCAGAGGUCACCGUGCUGGAGCCGAGGGCUUUAAAACCCACUGACCCGCCGUACAUUCAAGGCCCGGACCUGAACCCACCUGGCGAGCCCGACUCAAUGAUGCUGAUGUUUGAGGAGCGGGUUCCCGUGCCGGCCGACACCGUGGUGGCGCACUGUGGCGAAGGAGAGGUCACUGUGGAGGUCCAACGGAACUUCUUGGGAAACGGCCAGUUGAUCCGGCCAAUUGAUCUGACCCUCGGAGGCUGCCCCGCACUGGACUCCCCUCACAACAUCCUGCGCUUCCAGUCGGAGUUGCUGGACUGCGGCUGCACCUUUAGGAUGACUGAAGAAGCCCUCAUCUACUCCUUUUUACUGAUGUAUUCUCCCACUCCCAUUGGCAACACCUUCAUUUUAAAGACCAACCCUGCUCAAGUGGUAAUUGAAUGCCACUAUCAAAGGCGGCUGUUGGUGAGCAGCGGCGCCGUGAGGCCCACCUGGAAGCCGUUCCUCUCCAGCAUGUUGUCGGAGCAGCGGCUGCAGUUCACCCUGAGCCUCAUGACAGAGGACUGGCAUUCGCCGAGGCCUUCCAACUCCUACCGCCUUAACGAAGUGAUGCACAUUGAGGCGGUGGUCGUCCAGGGCCACCACGUGCCGCUGAGGGUGUACGUGGACAGCUGCGUGGCGACGGUGGACGCCGACUCCAGCUCUCUGCCCCGAUACUCUUUCAUCAGCAACCACGGGUGUUUAAGUGACGCCAAGCUGACGGGAACCAAGUCUUACUUCAUGCAGAGGGACCAUGAGGAUACACUUCACUUCCAGCUGAGAGCCUUCAGGUUCAACCACGAGCACAAGAAUUCACUCUACAUCACAUGUCGCCUGAAAGCGACUAAAGUCACCGCGCCCAUCAACUCGCAGAACAAAGCGUGUUCCUUCUUGCCAGAGGCUAACCGAUGGGUGGCGUCAGGUGGCGAGAACAAGGUGUGUGGCUGCUGUGAGACGAGCUGCAGCGAGCGGAGGCAGAAACGAGGCCUCGACGCGGAUGUCGAUCCGCAGUGGGAGGGCACGGUGGCCGUGGGCCCCAUCCUGUUGGAGGAGGACAUCCUGCUGACGGAGCAGUCGGAGCUCCAAACGCAGCAAGUGACACCAGCAGCCUCCUCUCGGUCGACGGCCCUGCUGUGUGGAGGGGGAGCGGCGCUGGCCGCGGCGCUGCUCGUUGUCAUGGCGGCCAUCAUUCGCAGCCGAAGCCGCAAACCCACUGGACACUGUGUCGGCACCUGAUUCAAGAUAAUAAAAACAAUAAAUAAAAUCCUCAUCUUCCCUGUACUCAUUAA